UGUUGUUGCCAUUGGUAGUGCCGCCGCUUUUGCUUCAUGCUUCAGUCAGUCAGGGAAUGAUCGUGCUUAGCUCCAUUACUGUGCUACCAAGGCUCCGCGACUCUGCACUCGAUUUCGAUUGCUAUUGCUAAAUAAAAUAUUUACGGCCAAAGACACAAGACGCACCACUCUUCGUUAAUUACAUUGCCAAAGCCGCAUAAAGGUUGUUUAAAAUCCGACGAAGUCGAAUCCGCUUAGCUGGUGAAAUCGGAAAUUUGAAGUCUACAAACCAAAUAAAAAUCCCUUGGUUUUUUUUGUCAGAAAGAGUCGGGGAAAGAGUCACAUUUGUUGUUUCUUUGUGCGGAAAUACAUUCGGGUCAAGAUGGCAACACAAAAGGAAGAUCAUACCGCCCUGGAUCUCAUUAUUAAGUCGCUUAAGUCCCCGACCAUGGUCUGUGAGGGCACCCACUUCGACGGUAAGAUCCCGCACACGUUCGUCAUUUUUGGGGCGUCCGGUGACCUGGCCAAGAAGAAGAUCUACCCUACUUUGUGGUGGCUCUACCGUGAUGAUCUGUUGCCUAAGCCCACCAAAUUCUGUGGCUAUGCGCGCUCUAAGCUGACGAUCGCCAGUCUCAAGGAGCAGUGCCUGCCCUACAUGAAGGUUCAGCCAAAUGAGCAGACAAAGUACGAGGAAUUCUGGGCCCUCAAUGAGUACGUGGCCGGCAGCUACGAUGGACGGACUGGGUUCGAGUUGCUCAACCAACAGCUGGAACUGAUGGAGAACAAGAACAAAGCCAAUCGUAUAUUCUAUCUGGCCCUGCCACCCAGCGUCUUCCAGGAGGUGACGGUGAACAUCAAGCAAAUCUGCAUGUCGGUCUACGGCUGGAACCGUGUGAUUAUUGAGAAGCCCUUCGGACGCGACGAUGCUUCUUCACAGGCGCUGAGCGAUCAUCUCGCCGGACUGUUCAACGAGGAUCAGCUGUACCGCAUCGACCAUUACCUGGGUAAGGAAAUGGUGCAGAAUCUGAUGACCAUACGCUUCGCCAACAAGAUCCUCAGUUCGACGUGGAAUCGUGAGAACAUAGCCUCGGUGCUGAUCACAUUCAAGGAGCCCUUCGGCACCCAGGGACGAGGUGGUUAUUUUGAUGAGUUUGGCAUCAUCCGCGACGUGAUGCAGAACCACCUGCUGCAAAUCCUGUCGCUGGUGGCCAUGGAGAAGCCGGUUAGUUGUCACCCAGACGAUAUCCGAGAUGAGAAGGUCAAGGUACUAAAGAGCAUCGAAGCCCUGACGCUGGACGACAUGGUACUGGGACAGUACCUGGCCAAUCCGCAGGGUUCCACCGAGGAUGCUCGCACAGGCUAUCUGGAAGAUCCGACCGUUAACAACGACUCGACGACACCCACCUACGCCCUUGGCGUGCUUAAGAUCAACAACGAGCGUUGGCAGGGUGUGCCCUUCAUUCUACGAUGCGGCAAGGCGCUAAACGAGCGGAAGGCGGAGGUGCGGAUUCAGUACCAGGAUGUCCCCGGCGACAUCUUCGAGGGAAAUACGAAACGUAACGAGCUGGUCAUUCGCGUCCAGCCGGGCGAGGCCCUGUACUUUAAGAUGAUGACUAAGAGCCCCGGCAUUACCUUCGAUAUCGAGGAGACCGAAUUGGAUCUAACCUAUGAGCACCGGUACAAGGACUCCUACCUUCCGGACGCCUACGAGAGGCUCAUUCUCGAUGUCUUCUGCGGCUCUCAGAUGCACUUUGUCCGAUCGGAUGAGCUGCGCGAAGCGUGGCGAAUCUUCACACCAAUUCUGCACAAGAUCGAGCAGGAGCAAAUCAAGCCGAUCACCUACCAGUACGGAUCCCGCGGACCCAAACAAGCGGACCGGAAGUGCGAAGAGAACAAUUUCAAGUACUCCGGCUCCUACAAAUGGCACGGCGGCAAGCCAAAAACGUCCAAUCUCUAAGCGAUCUGGACCACACCAUUCCGGGCUGGGUACACAGGAUGCUCCUCUCUGUCCUUACGUAUAAUGUACAUAUAAAUAUAUGUAUUCUUUGGUUAUUUGUAAAUUGAUUUGGUUUGUACAAGAAUUUUUUUUAUUAAAUCUACAAAAUAGUGUUAAACUGAAA
Drosophila eugracilis is the source of this 2099-nucleotide messenger RNA. RefSeq names its product glucose-6-phosphate 1-dehydrogenase (gene Zw). The record is from RefSeq and is a predicted model, not a curated record. Gene Ontology annotation, molecular function: glucose-6-phosphate dehydrogenase activity; NADP binding. The coding region runs from base 362 to 1936 and encodes 524 amino acids. NCBI's taxonomy places the organism in Eukaryota, Metazoa, Arthropoda, Insecta, Diptera, Drosophilidae. Gene Ontology annotation, cellular component: cytosol. The transcript has 4 exons. Gene Ontology annotation, biological process: pentose-phosphate shunt, oxidative branch; glucose metabolic process.